AUGAGCCAUAUCACUUGGCAUUGCAGAAUUCCUAAGAGGAUUUGGGCUUGGGCGGCUGGAAUUUUUAAUCUGCAACCAAAUGAAGAGCUAGUGGCCUCUUAUAAGGCUGCAAAGGGGCGUAGUAGGAUGAUAAAGGAUCUGUGGCUGGUUGCAAAUCUUGAAAUUGUCACAGAAUUAUGGAAGUUGUGCAACAAGGCCUUCUUUGAAGAUAUUGCGGUUCAAUGGCUUGGUUUUAAAGGGAGACUGUAUCAAGUUAUUCGUGAUAACUCAAUUAGAAUGAAGGGCCAUAUGCAUAACAAUUUAGAUGACUUGCGCAUUCUGAACUAUUUCAAGGUGCGACAUAGAUCAUGCAAGUUCUCUACUCCAAUUGAGGUUAGCUGGACUCCUCCUAACCCAGGUGAAAUUAUGAUAUGUUGUGAUGGUGCGUCACUUGGUAAUCCAGGCCAUGCUGGUUAUGGUGUUACGUUCCGUGAUUCAAAUUUAGCAGUGCUUGGUGUUCUCUGUGUUGGCCUUGGUUGGCAGACUAAUUAUUAUGCGGAAGUGUGUGUGGUUAUUUAUGGUGCGAUGCUAGCAAAAAGGUGGAAUGUUAAAAACCUUUGUAUUCGGUCAGAUUCGAUGAGUUGUAUCCAAGCUUUUCAGAAAGGUGAAAAGUGGAGAAUGGAGAAGAGUUUUUCACCAACAUACGCUAUAUUCAUAACUAUAGGGAAGUAA
Molecule: messenger RNA, 711 nt
Organism: Papaver somniferum (opium poppy)
Lineage: Eukaryota; Viridiplantae; Streptophyta; Magnoliopsida; Ranunculales; Papaveraceae
Exons: 1
Coding region: 1-711 (236 amino acids)
Molecular function (GO): RNA-DNA hybrid ribonuclease activity; nucleic acid binding
Source: RefSeq, a predicted model, not a curated record